UCAGGAGCAGUGGCUUACGGUGCAGACAUGGCCAAGUCCAAGAACCAUACCACAUACAACCAGUCCCGAAAAUGGCACAGAAAUGGCAUCAAGAAACCCCGAUCACAAAGAUACGAGUCUCUUAAGGGGAUGGACCCCAAGUUCCUGAGGAACAUGCGCUUUGCCAAGAAGCACAACAAGAAGGGCCUGAAGAAGAUGCAAGCCAACAACGCCAGUGCCAUGAGUGCAUGUGCUGAGGCUAUCAAGCCCCUCGUAAAGCCCAAGGAGGUUAAACCUAAGAUCCCAAAGGGUCCUGGCUGCAAGCUUACUCAACUUGCAUACAUUGCCCACCCCAAUCUUGGGAAGCGUAUUUGUGCCUGUAUUGCCAAGGGCCGCAGGCUCUGCCGGCCAAAGGCCAAGGAUCAAACUAAGGCCCCGGCCGCAGCUUCACCUGCAACUCCAGCUUCAGUUCCAGCUCCUGCUCAGACUCCCAAAGGUGCCCAGAUCCCCACAAAAGCUCCAGAGUAG
Messenger RNA from Carlito syrichta (Philippine tarsier), 507 nucleotides. Its product is annotated as 60S ribosomal protein L29-like. Gene Ontology annotation, biological process: cytoplasmic translation. The record is from RefSeq and is a predicted model, not a curated record. The coding region runs from base 28 to 507 and encodes 159 amino acids. Lineage: Eukaryota; Metazoa; Chordata; Mammalia; Primates; Tarsiidae. The transcript has a single exon. Gene Ontology annotation, molecular function: structural constituent of ribosome. Gene Ontology annotation, cellular component: ribosome; cytosolic large ribosomal subunit.